Messenger RNA from Clunio marinus, 1050 nucleotides. Lineage: Eukaryota; Metazoa; Arthropoda; Insecta; Diptera; Chironomidae. The record is from the annotation of a GenBank genome assembly.
UUUCGAAUUUAAACUUCAGCAACCAUUUUGUUUUGUGCAAGUGACAUCAAAAAUUAAAAAAAUUCUUAAUUUGAGUGUUUUUUUGCUUUAAAUCAAACAAAAAAACAUAUAAAAACACAGUUUAUCAUCAAUUAGUUAAUUGACAAGUGGAGGAUGGACGUUUUUCCAACAAAAGAGUCGCUGACCGUCACUGAAUCAUUUGAAUUCAUAAUUCCUUACGCUUAUUAUGAUACAAAUGAAUGUUUGGAAGAGGAUCAUCGUGGAAAAUUAUCAAGAUAUAUAAUCCAUUCUGUGCUUGGAAAAAAUCACGAACGAAAACUUAACAAAGAUGACUUCAAGCAUUUAAGCACCAUCUUAGUCGAAUUAUUUCCUACUGAAGUAGAAUCAACAUAUUUUGUUCCAUCAACAAGAGGAUGUGCUCCAGCCGGAAAGUUAUACUCAAGUUAUUUGAACUUGAGAAAUUCUCUUGUCAAAGUCGGCUUGAUUGGAAGAGAAACAAGACGUGUUGGGCAUGUAUCAGAACAAAACGAUAGCUCAAUGGAUAUUUUUGGUCCGACAAUUGAUACAGAUGCAAUUGAAAUCAUAGAAGGAAAUGAUUUUAGUAAUAAGAACGCUAUUGAAAGAGCAUGGAAACAAACUUAUGAGAUUCGAGAAGAAACAUUAAAGACUGAAAUAUCAACGAUCGACUACGUCAACAGAUAUCCGUAUCUUCGCACUCCUGCUGGAUAUGAAUUGUUUUUGGUUGAUGCCUAUGAAAGAGCACCUGAAAUAAAGGAACUUAACUUACAUUCUUCGAUUACAAGAAUAAGUUCUAAAAUAAUUAGAAAAGUGAAAAACAUUCGAAACGAAGCCUUGGCAUAUGAUCUCUUGAAGCAGUAUGAAAAUGGUAAGUAACUUCAAUAUUCCUUUUAAGAUAGUUUUUAUAAGCCAAAUACUUAAAAAAAUAAACUUAAAUUCUGUAGAUUUAACAAGAUUAUCGUAUGUUUAUCAUUCCAUACAUGGUAAAUUUAUAAAUUUAUGUAUUAAUUAAGAAAAAUUAUUNUGUUAAAU